Messenger RNA from Parastagonospora nodorum SN15, 1565 nucleotides. RefSeq lists its product as hypothetical. NCBI's taxonomy places the organism in Eukaryota, Fungi, Ascomycota, Dothideomycetes, Pleosporales, Phaeosphaeriaceae. The transcript has 5 exons. The record is from RefSeq and is a predicted model, not a curated record. Bases 41 to 1174 code for a protein of 377 amino acids.
CGAAGCUUCACACACACGUCGCUUUUGCGCGCCAACCAACAUGUCUUCAGAUGAUGCUGCGUCAGAGAAGCCCUCCGUGGUGAUAAUAGGAGGACUGGACUUAGGAUACACCGGACGAAACCUCACCAAGUACCUAUACGAUAAUAAACUCGCCUCCGAAAUCCGCAUCGUCGAUAAACACCUCCCAGAGCUUGCAUGGCUCGCGCCAGAGUUCAAGGAAGCUUGCUCACGAGAGCGAUUCGUCCAGGCAGAUGCUGCGCAAGAAAGAUCCCUUCCACGGGUUUUCGACCGUGAGGGUGGCAAGCAAUUCGAUUACGUCUUCAACUGCGGCGGCGAAACGCGCUUCUCGCAAGAGGAAAAGGUGUACGAACUACGAUCGUAUGGACUGUCCAUGACUUUGGGCAAGGAAGCCGCCAAACGCAACAUAAAGUGCUUCGUGGAGCUCAGCACGGGAAUGGUGUACAAGUCGGAGAAGACACCGUCAAAAGAGACGGACAAGUUGAAACCUUGGUCCAAUCUGGCCAAGUACAAAGCAAAGGCAGAGGAAGACUUGGCCAAGAUUGAGGGUCUGAACCUGGUGGUCAUGCGAAUGGCGCACGUCUACGGCCCGUAUACGAGCAAGUUCAUCUCCACCGCACUAUGCAUGGCGCGAGUCUACCAGCACAAAAAGAAGGAGAUGAGAUGGCUGUAUAAGGAAGACCUGCGAACAAACACCGUUCACAUUGACGACAUGGUAAGAGCAAUGUGGCAUGCAGCAGAAUGGCACAGCAAGCAACCAUCCCCACGAAAACCAGCGACCUUCAAUGUCGUUGACCACGGCGCAACCACUCAGGGACACACCGCCAAGAUUAUCAAAGAAGUCUUCGGCAUUGAAACCGGCUUCCACGGCACGUUGAUAUCGGCCUUCGCCCGGCUGAACCUUGACCAUGUUGUCGACGAGGUCAACGAUGAAACACUGGAUCCGUGGGCAGAGUUGCAAACAGCAGCUGGCAUCAGUCAGUCGACGCCCCUGAGUCCUUUCAUGGAGAAGGAGUUGUUGCGAGAUGCGGAUCUCAGUCUCGAUGGUAGUUUGCUCGAGAAAGAGACUGGCUUCACAUACAAACACGAGAAGCUCACUCGCGAAGGCAUCGAGGAAGUAAUAGAGAGCUACAAGCGGAUGAACUGGUGGCCAUAAACGGCCAACCAACCCGUGGCUUAAACCCCCCUCCCGACGACCAACACUUGACGAACCUCGACACGCUUCCUUCUCAUACCCACUAUUUACCUUCAUCUUCUUCUUCGAAACCACGCUUCCUAGCAAACUACUCCUAUGUUGACGGCCUUUGCAAGCAUUCUUCUCGGGGGCCUCGGUUCUGUCUUGUUCUGUACUAUAAGUAACCCGGCCGGUCUCGAUUGGAUUUCCCACUCUGUUUUGGCGGCGGGCAUUUUUGUAAGGGCAUUUCUAUGCUGCUCGACUUGUACUAAUUCGUCGCGUCUCGUUGUAUGUACUUUCGAUAUGUUCCAGCUGGUAGCGUUCUUGUGGGAACUCGAGUUACAUACCCCUCAAUGCAGCAUUUUUAUAUUUC